AUGUCGGGUACUCAGCAGGAAGCCUUAUCUGUCAUUGACUCUUUUGUGAAUAAUUGGCCAAAAGAGAUCGAAACAUACGAGAAGCUUGCGAAACAAGCUGAAGCAAUCUGCACACAGAAGCUCGAGAUAGCUCAGAUACGCCACGGGAUCAGGAGCCGCCCAAAGGCCCAGAAAAGCCUCAAAGACUCGAUCAUAAGAAGACAGGAGCGAAGAAAGGCACCUUACGAGGAUACAGACAAGAUUAAGCAUGACUUGAUCGAUCUGGCUGGAGUUCGGAUCGCCAUUACCUUCCCGAAUGAUGUGGAUCAAGUGCGCGAAAUGAUUGAGACAACCUUCGAUCCAUUUCUCAACCCAUGGGAUUGGAAGCCCCCCCUCGAAAACCCAUUGAAUGACAAACUCAGCGACCUUGAAAGCAGUAUUAUCAAUCGGACAGGCAUCAAGAGAGAGGCCAAGAGGGUGGUCGGAGAGGGUGGUUGGCCGCUAGGCUUAAAAUCAAUCCACUUCCGCUGCAAGCUGAAAACGGACGAUGCACAGUACAGAGAUUACCCAGGUCUCGCUGUGGAAAUUCAAGUUGCGACCGCGUUUAUGUAUGCCUGGGAAGAUGUCUAUCACGAUAUCGUAUACAAGCCGUAUCUCGGCAAGAUCACUCCAGAGGAAGAGCGAUUCAUUGAAAUCCUAAAUGGACUGGCUCACACUGGAGAGCUAGCUCUCAAACAACUACGCCAAUCGCUUAGUCUAAGGGCGGAACUGGAGCAGAUGCCCUUCCCAACCUACAGCAAUUUUGUGAACUGGUUACAAGAGUCUCUACCCUGGACUGAGAAGUCCAAUCCGAAAAAAGAGCUCUGCAACUUCGACACCCUCUAUUAUCUGCUGCCGUUGCUCGAGCUCAACACGCCAGGCAAGUUGAAGCUAGUAAUUGAUUCCAAUCAAAGCGAAAUCAUGAGUUCAGGAGACGCCCUCUACGCCUUGUUACCCCCACCUAAAGUUCGAGGGGAUGCGAAUUCAUUGGUGUCCUUGACAGAACGUCAACAGAACUUACUCCUGGCUUUAAUGCACAAGAACACCCGGUAUCUCGCCCAAAUAUCCGGAACUUUUGAUCCAAUAAACGAGGUCGCAGUGAACCAGAACAGCGUCGAGGGCGCCUUCGGCUUGUACGUUUCUGACGAUGGAACUUCUACUGAGCUCUUUGAGAGUUGGCAGGAGACAUUGGAGCGCUUUGUAGAACCAUCGUACUUGUCAAAGUACAUACGGCAUUACAAAAUGGCCUUCGAACUUGCUUGCCAGGGUGUGAUGUACCAUGGGAGUUACGGCACGUGGGAACGCGACCACCUGUUCGAAUAUAAUCCAGAGUUGGGGGCCAUGGUAGACAUAUUGUCUUGCGGAUGCAAGAAGAUCUUUGGGUUGGUGGAGCCGGAGUCUCAAAACCAUGCAUGGCAUAAGUUUGACUGGGACAGAGUGUGGCAAGAGGAUGAAAAAGCUCCUCUAUUUGAUUAUGGUUCCUUAAUAAAGGACGGGACUGUCAUUCUACUGCUCGGUCUCCUCGGAAACACUUUAAAGGAUUGGUCUACGAAAGGUAGACCCGAUCUGCCAAGGCGGUAGGCUCUGGUAAUACUUAAUGCUUAUGGCCAACUGUCGUUAUCUUAGGUCCCCUUGGAGUAUAGUUUCGUCGGAACUAUUCAAAUGAGAAUAAGCAUCACCU
Messenger RNA from Mytilinidion resinicola, 1699 nucleotides. RefSeq lists its product as uncharacterized. The coding region runs from base 1 to 1599 and encodes 532 amino acids. NCBI's taxonomy places the organism in Eukaryota, Fungi, Ascomycota, Dothideomycetes, Mytilinidiales, Mytilinidiaceae. The record is from RefSeq and is a predicted model, not a curated record. Gene Ontology annotation, biological process: guanosine tetraphosphate metabolic process. The transcript has a single exon.